AUGUUUGAUCAGGCUACUAUUAUGGGCGAUGGAGUGUCCGAGGAGAGAAGCCCUCUCUGUGGCAAAGCAGCCACUUCUUGUUCAGAGAGAGUCAGGGACAAGACAACCAGGACUGAACUGGAGUGUUCUUUACGAGGCCACAGUCUAAAGGAUAUUCCUGUGACCUCCACCUCCAGCCCCGGCUCUUCCAAAGAAGAAGGUCAGGACAGCCAGUCCACGGGAGAAGCUGAUUACUGUCGACGGAUCUUGGUCAGAGAUGCCAAAGGAACAAUCAGGGAAAUUGUUCUCCCAAAAGGAUUGGAUCUUGAUCGGCCCAAGCGCACCAGAACUUCCUUCACAGCAGAACAGCUCUACCGGCUCGAGCUGGAGUUCCAGAGAUGUCAAUAUGUCGUUGGCAGAGAGAGGACAGAACUGGCAAGGCAACUAAACCUGUCAGAAACCCAGGUCAAGGUGUGGUUCCAAAACAGGAGAACUAAGCAGAAGAAGGAUCAGAGCAGAGACUCUGAGAAACGUUCCUCUUCCACCUCUGAAUCAUUUGCAACUUGCAAUAUUUUACGGUUGUUGGAACAAGGUAGACUUUUGUCCGUGCCAGCACCCCCCAAUUUGCUCUCUCCUAGUCAAAACCCCAUGGGGACUUCUUCAGGAAAUGGUUCCAGCCUAGGGACUUCAGGAAGCACUUCACCAGGUAUAAGCAGUACUCCACCCGGAUCUGGUGCCUUCACGCUCCAAGUUCCUUCCUUAGCCACUUCUUCCUCUCCAAGAUUAACAGCCCCUAUUUGUUUCCCCGGUCCUUUAUUGGGAGGUCUACAUGAAAUUCCACCUGGAUAUGGACUGGGCAGCUCAGCAUUUGAGCCUUAUAUGCGCCUGGAAAGAAAGGACAAUACAACAAGCAAAAAGCCAACUUAA
This is a messenger RNA of Bombina bombina (fire-bellied toad), 906 nucleotides long. It is a transcript of the gene VAX2, whose product is annotated as ventral anterior homeobox 2. The coding region runs from base 1 to 906 and encodes 301 amino acids. Gene Ontology annotation, biological process: regulation of DNA-templated transcription; neuron differentiation; brain development. Lineage: Eukaryota; Metazoa; Chordata; Amphibia; Anura; Bombinatoridae. Gene Ontology annotation, molecular function: DNA-binding transcription factor activity, RNA polymerase II-specific; DNA binding. The record is from RefSeq and is a predicted model, not a curated record. The transcript has 3 exons.